CCCAAAUUCUCUUUAAAGUCACCUUAUAUUAGAGACUGUAUGCUAAUAUAUAUAUUUCAGUUUACCCACAUCUAUAUCUUUCUAAUAUUAAUGAGACAAUGUUGUAUUUGGGCAGGCUGAUACUUAGCUUUUUAAUAUUGAUUCUAGCAGUGCAACUUUGCAAUAGCCUUCUGUUUGUCUUCGCUUCCUGAUCACAUUAUCACUUCUCACUGUUUACUGUGCCUGCGCCAGAUAGUGUCAGCACUGUGUGUGAAUUUAUCAUAUAUAACAGAUGUGUAUGCCACAAAUGCAUGCAGCCAAUUGAAAGGAUGGAUUGCAAACGUUUUUUUAAACCAUGCAGUUGAAGCCGUGGUCAUUUAACUGUUACUGAAAAUAUUUGGCAAAAUACAUAUAUGUGCCAUAUUUGAAAUAAAUUGUAACGUAAAUGUGCUUCUGUGGCUAUUUUUUACUUAAAAUUGGAUCCAACUUAGAACUUGUAUGUGAUGAUGUUUCAAAAACAACCAAAUCACAUUCUCCCUUUGUGAUCUCUAUAUACUUGUCUAGAGAACUAGAGUCAGACUACUUGUGCACUAGUAGUAAACCUUGAUUAGAAAGAAAAACAGCAAAAGAAAAUGUGAUGGUGCUCUGAAAAACCUGAAAUAAAAUCAGAUCUGCAUGACUUGUACAGCAACAGCGUACAAACGGCUAAUGCUGUAUAGUGAUAAAUACCAACACUCCUAUCUGUUUCUGUGUGUGUUUUGGUAAUGUCAGCUGUCAACUGUACCGGAAGUUAGAUUUGCUCCUUCAAAAUAAAACCACAUAUUAGAGUGAUAAUAUAAGACAAACACGGCUACUUAAUUAGUAAAAUGACUCGAUCAUCGGGGUCUUUGAUGUGUAAGUUACACGUCAAACCAAUAAUUAAACGUCAUAUAGUAGCUGGUGUCACAUUAAUGUUAUGUUAGUCGGCAAUAUUUGAGCUACGCACUCAAGUAAAACAUGCUACCUUACUAAAGCUAACCGGACAUAUUUUGCUUAGCGUUAGCUUCACGCUGGUUAGCUUGACGGUGGCUAUCCCGGCGAUAAGGAAGUUAAUCUUCACGUUUUUUGGACGAAAUCCCAACUUCUCUGUCCUGUGACUCCUGAGCCCUGCCACGCAGCUGGAGGGGUUACGGCAGAGCUCAGAGGAGACUACAAAGCAGCUGCUGACUGUGAGUGUGGAGGAUGUCUUCUCCAUCAUCAUCAUCAUUAUUCUUCAACCAAGACAGUGUCACUCGCUUCAAGAAGAGAAAAGCCCGGUUCUCAUUCAGCGAAGUCCACAUACUGUUGGAUGAAGUGAGGAAGCAUCGAAUGGUUGUUGUGGGCAAAUUCAAUCGUGGUGUACCAACAGAUGUGAAGAAGCACACAUGGGCAGAGAUUACUGCACGUGUCAAUGAGAUCGGAGAGUGUCAACGUGAAGUCAUUGAGGUCAUCAAGAAAUGGUCGGACCUCAAGUGCGACACCAAGCGCAAAGUGGCUGCCAUGCGGUCAGGGACAGUGCCCAAUAGGGGCCUCAACUCACGUCUUUCCCGAGACCUUAACCAGACAGAGAAAAUAGUGCUUCAGAUCCUGGAGAUGGGCAAUGACCACCAGAACAUGAGUGACUUCGGCCCUCUGGGAGAUGAUGACGAUGUGCCCGAUGACGAGGAAGAAAUGGAAGAGGAGGAUAUGAUGGGAAUGCAGAAUUCUCCUAACGGCGGGUUGGACAUGUCAUCUAUGCCUCCACCAACCUCUUACUCCAUUGGUGGACUUGCAGGAGACUCAUCACAACCUUCCUUCGAUGUGCAGUAUGAGGUACCUGCCACGGAAGAUGCUGAUGCUGCAUUUGCAGACUCAGACGAUGACCUACGGGAUGACGCACUUCCGUCCACUCAGGCAUCAAAACUAACAGAGGACCAUUUAGGAAACAACGGCAUCCAGAAACAAGGACGACCUCAGACGCCCUCCGGACCUUCAACCUCAACAGCCACGCCUUCGCUGCCAGGUCAGCCCUCACAGAACAUGAGGGACAGCAUCCUGCAUAGUGCAUCGCUGAGCCUUCAGGAGCAGCACGCCACCAACAUCCUGCUGGAGACGGUUUCCCGCUCCCUGGAACUCCUGUCUGAGUCGGUGCAGCAGCUGGCGGAGACUCAGCAGGAGUUUGUGCGGGAGUCGCUGCAGCUCCAGAGGGAGACGGUGCAGGUUCUCAGAGACUUCACGGGUGGAGCCAUUGCGCUAAUGCAUGACAAACUGAACGGACGGCCAGCAUUAUAGCAAUAAAGCAUCACAGUUGUAAAGUUGUAUCACUGACUUCAUACAUGGCCUUCAGGCACAGGAUUUUUUUUAAGUUCCUCUGGACUCCAUUGCUGGUUACUGUAGUUUUUGAUAAUCCUCAACAGAUUCUCCCCGGCUAUAUUUUAAAACGGAAUUCAUCGAAAUGUAUCGAUGGCAUCUCCGUGGUUUCAUGAAAAGGAUAUAGUGUUCGUUAUAAAGAAAGAUCGUAUGGAGGAUUUUUUUUUUUGCUACUGAAAGUGAGACUCCUUCCACUUGCAUUGUAAAACAUUUUUUAUUAAGCCUACACCACUUUUAAAGCCUUUACAUUGUUUUAAUUUUGAGAUUCAAAGGAUGAAUCUAAUUUUAAAAAGUCAGUUAAAUCCACAUGUGUUUCCUUGUAUAAGUUGUAGCUUUCUCUUGCAUCAGUGUCUGGAGAUAAUCACAUGUACUGUAAUGGUAAGUGGAUUUCUACACCUGACCAUUAUAUGGUCCAUUUCUCAAAAGGCUAAAUAAGGUGUGUUAAACAGUUGGAAAAUACCUGUAAGUGAAUACUUUAUGUCUGUCUGAUUUAGGUUUUUCUUACAUUACGAACAUGAACACUUGAAUAUGAAAGUUUCAAUAAUUCUUUUAAGUCAUGGAAUAAACUACUCAUUCAUUUAAACAGACCAGAAUUCCGACAUAAUUCAGAUAUAACCUCAUCGAUACAAAUGCCCUUGAAUGGUUGACCAUAAAAAUGUCAAGCUCAAUUGAAGAUUGUACAUUGGAAAUGAAAAAAAAUAUGGAUUGCUUCACAGACUGGUUGUUUAAAUAAACCCAUGAGAGGAACCUUAAUAAAGUUUAAAAAAAAAUACAGCUGUACCUCAAAGGAAAAA
Molecule: messenger RNA, 3140 nt
Organism: Pleuronectes platessa (European plaice)
Lineage: Eukaryota; Metazoa; Chordata; Actinopteri; Pleuronectiformes; Pleuronectidae
Exons: 5
Coding region: 1201-2268 (355 amino acids)
Cellular component (GO): nucleus
Source: RefSeq, a predicted model, not a curated record